GGAGAUUUUAAAAUCAUGUGAUUAUAGAACAUUGGCCAUUGGGGAUGGAGGGAAUGAUGUAAGAAUGAUACAACAAGCUGACAUUGGAGUUGGAAUCAGUGGGAGAGAGGGGAUGCAGGCAACAAGAGCAGCUGAUUAUAGUAUUGGGAAGUUUAGGUUUCUGAAAAGAUUAAUACUUGUCCAUGGAUGUUACUCAUACAAUCGUACAGCAUUUCUAUCCCAGUAUUCAUUUUACAAGUCUCUGGUGGUUUGUUUCAUCCAGAUCUUCUUCUCUUUUGUUUCAAGUGUCUCAGGGACUAGUCUUUUUAAUUCUGUUAGCUUGAUGGCUUAUAAUGUUUUCUACACUAGUGUUCCUGUUCUAGUCAGUGUCACGAAUUAAUUUGAGAAGUAACUAUCACAUUUUGUGUUAGGGCACCACUAAAUUAAUGAAUC
Molecule: messenger RNA, 432 nt
Organism: Humulus lupulus (European hop)
Lineage: Eukaryota; Viridiplantae; Streptophyta; Magnoliopsida; Rosales; Cannabaceae
Product: phospholipid-transporting ATPase 2-like
Exons: 3
Coding region: 65-379 (104 amino acids)
Biological process (GO): phospholipid translocation
Cellular component (GO): plasma membrane
Molecular function (GO): ATPase-coupled intramembrane lipid carrier activity
Source: RefSeq, a predicted model, not a curated record